Messenger RNA from Cryphonectria parasitica EP155, 1222 nucleotides. RefSeq lists its product as uncharacterized. Gene Ontology annotation, biological process: translation. Bases 264 to 1043 code for a protein of 259 amino acids. Gene Ontology annotation, cellular component: cytosolic small ribosomal subunit; ribosome. The transcript is spliced from 3 exons. Gene Ontology annotation, molecular function: RNA binding; structural constituent of ribosome. The record is from RefSeq and is a predicted model, not a curated record. NCBI's taxonomy places the organism in Eukaryota, Fungi, Ascomycota, Sordariomycetes, Diaporthales, Cryphonectriaceae.
GGCGUGUUCCCCACUGAGAAAUUCCUAGAGCGCAAGUCCCGGAACUGUCCAAUCAGACCAGCCCAGAACUUCGCAGUUUCUGCUGGUGAGGCACCUUUGCAAUCUUCCAAAACCAUCACCACCACCGUCUACAGUCGACAACUCUCUCGACGCCAAUCCCUCCCUCCCAAAAAGGCCCAUCUCGUUUGUGCCUUUUCGACAAACAAACACCAACAACCGAUUCGAGUCAGGUCGAUCGACAAUCAGUCUAUUCCAUCAUCAUCAUGGCUGACCGAGGUGGUGCUCCUGCUCGUGGUGGCUUUGGCGAUCGUGGCCGUGGCGAUCGUGGUCGUGGUCGUGGCCGUGGCCGUGGACGUCGUGGUGGCAAGAGCGAGGAGAAGGAGUGGCAGCCCGUCACCAAGCUGGGCCGUCUGGUGAAGGCAGGCAAGAUCAAGAGCAUGGAGGAGAUCUACCUGCACUCCCUCCCCAUCAAGGAGUACCAGAUUGUCGACUUCUUCCUGCCCAAGCUCAAGGACGAGGUCAUGAAGAUCAAGCCCGUCCAGAAGCAGACCCGUGCCGGUCAGCGCACCCGCUUUAAGGCCAUUGUCAUUAUUGGUGACUCCGAGGGCCACGUCGGUCUGGGUAUCAAGACCUCCAAGGAGGUUGCCACCGCCAUCCGUGCCGCCAUCAUCAUCGCCAAGCUGAGCGUCAUCCCCAUCCGCCGUGGUUACUGGGGUACCAACCUGGGUCAACCUCACUCCAUCCCCGUCAAGGAGUCUGGCAAGUGCGGUUCCGUCACCGUCAGGCUGAUUCCCGCCCCCCGCGGUACCUCCCUCGUUGCCUCCCCCGCCGUCAAGCGUCUCCUCCAGCUUGCUGGUAUUGAGGACGCCUACACUUCCUCCGCCGGCUCCACUAAGACCCUCGAAAACACCCUCAAGGCCACAUUCGCUGCCAUCUCCAACACCUACGGCUUCCUCACCCCCAACCUUUGGAAGGAGACCAAGCUCAUCAGGUCUCCCCUGGACGAGUUCGCCGACACCCUCCGUACCGAGAAGCGCUACUAGAUGCGGAUCGCGCAUGAGGAUGGUUGAUUAUGUUGAGAGGCGUCUUGAGGUCUGCUAAUUGCAUGGGUACGGGAACUGGUCAUGUCUUCCAGCCAGGUUUUACGAAAUGAGGACUUACUGGCCCGGCCAGAAUUCAGAGAGAGAGAGAAAAUACCGAAUCACGUUAUCUCAAUCAUGAU